Striga hermonthica is the source of this 300-nucleotide messenger RNA. The record is from the annotation of a GenBank genome assembly. Lineage: Eukaryota; Viridiplantae; Streptophyta; Magnoliopsida; Lamiales; Orobanchaceae.
AUGAUAACCGGGCUUAUGCUGCUAAUGGCAAUGCUUAGUGUUCGUUCGGUCACCUCUCAUUUCCCGCCAGGAACUUGCAUUAAGCAUUGUGUGGCAGAAUGCACACUUAGCGGUAUUGAUGUUGCCAUCUGCACCAAAUACUGUCCGGUCCGUUGCCUUUCUCAACAAAUUUCGACUAAACAACAUUACUGUAAUCUCGGAUGCAUGCUCAAUACUUGCGCCGAGUUUACUAAAGAUGAGAAGGCGAUGAGUGACUGCGUGUCCAAGUGCAAUAAAACCAAAUGCAAAAUCAAUGUCUGA